This is a messenger RNA of Seriola dumerili (greater amberjack), 1448 nucleotides long. RefSeq names its product regulator of G protein signaling 19 (gene rgs19). NCBI's taxonomy places the organism in Eukaryota, Metazoa, Chordata, Actinopteri, Carangiformes, Carangidae. The record is from RefSeq and is a predicted model, not a curated record. The transcript is spliced from 5 exons. Bases 342 to 983 code for a protein of 213 amino acids.
AUACAGCGGCGGCGGCAGCAGGAUAUUUAGAAAAAAUAAAUAAAAAAAAAAUCCACGCACCAAACCCCCCUGGUGCGGAGCGGCAGAGGAAGAAAAAAAAACCACACGGAUGUGCCUCCGAAAGCGCAGCGGAUACCGCCCUCCGGACCUUAUUAAUGCCAAGAUUGUGAGUAUCUGAUCGGCUGCAGAAACGAGCUUGAAACGGGGAGGGGAGGGGUGCUGGUUUCAGUGUAAUUUCCCCUUCCCCGGUCUUCAGUCAGCGGCGGGGCUUUUCCUCGCUCCGCGGUGUUGAGGAAAAGUACACAGGUCCGAUCCCGGCCGAGCGAGGGGGCGAGCUGGCCAUGGGGGGAGGUCGCAGCGAGACCUCGGCACUGAGCGGGACGGGAGGGGGGCGAGGCAUGACCACCACCCAGAACUCCCAACGGCCCAACGCCUGCUGCUUCUGCUGGUGCUGCUGUUGCAGCUGCUCAUGGAAUGAAGAGGAGCGACGGAGGCGGAGGAGGAGGAAGAGAAUAUCACAGGACACCAAGAUGGAAACCAUACCAAACUGUGAAGCUUGCACCAAACCCUCAAUGGAAGAGAUUCGGCUCUGGUCUCAGUCCUUUGACAAGCUGAUGAGGAACCCGGCGGGCCGGAACGUUUUCCGGGAGUUCCUGCGGACGGAGUACAGCGAGGAGAACAUGCUGUUCUGGCUGGCCUGUGAAGACCUCAAACAGGAAAUAAACAAGAGCACUGUCGAGGAGAAAGCACGCUCCAUAUAUGAGGACUAUAUUUCCAUAUUGUCGCCAAAAGAGGUGAGUCUGGAUGCCCGGGUUCGAGAGGUGAUCAACAGGAAGAUGCAGGACCCGACGCCUCAAACGUUCGAAGACGCCCAGCUGCAGAUCUACACGCUGAUGCACAGGGACUCCUACCCACGAUUCCUCUCCUCCAACAUCUACAAGACGCUCGUUCACGGCGGCUCGCGUACCUCCUCUGAAUCCUAGUCCCACACCGCCUCCCCCUCAUCCUCCUCUUCUCUUGAUCCUACACUUAUAGGAUUGACGCCAGACCAUUUCAUCGCUUCUCUCGCACACUCCUCCGGGUCCAGAACUUUGCAAAAAUGAUCAGACUCCUCCUCAGUUCUCUUCUCCUUUUCUCAGAAUCCCAAAUCUCUCCAAUUACUGCCAAGACUUUCUUCUCUUUUUCGUUUCUCUCCCUCCUCUUUUAGUACUGUUGCCAAGACCUCCUCUCUUCUCAUCUCUUCUCUCCAGUUGACUCUUCUCUUCUGUAGUCCAUCUAUUCUCUCUUUCUUGACAUUUAAUCUUCCUUUUCACUCUUGUUCCUUUCUCUUCCACCUUGAUCCAUUCUCUUCUCUCCAGUCUAGUGUGAAGGCCUUCAAAAGCAGGAAAAUGAAAAAAGCGUUAUAUUAAAAUAAAUGGUCAACAUAAAAAACAUGGACACAUUAAAUA